UCCCGACAGUCACAGUGUAUCCGGUGUAACAGCUGAGUGUGAUCUGACAGUGUGAGUGUGUCCGUGUCUGUGUCCGUGUCUCCACGGCGUGACUGAACUGUCCGGGAUGAACGCACUGCUGCGGCGCUUCGCCCCACAGAGGGUCGUUCCGUGGAAAGGUUUCCAUGUGGGAGCGCCGUCGGCUGCAUUCGAUCUGAGGAAAGUUGAACUGACCCCUCUGGAGCAGCGAAAACUCACCUUCGACUCCCACGCCAUGGUGACGGAGCUGGAGAACAGCGGUUUUGAGAAGCGGCAGGCGGAGCUGAUCGUCUCUGCUCUGGUCACUCUGGCCACGGCCAACAUGGACAUCAUUUAUAAAGACAUGGUGACCAAAUCCCACCAGGAGAUCGCGGUGCAGCAGAUCAUGGCUCAUCUGGACUCGGUCAGGAAGGACAUGGUGAUUCUGGAGAAGAGCGAGUUCGCCAACCUGCGGUCUGAAAACACGAAAAUGAAGCGAGAGCUGGAGCAGCUGCAGAACAGACUGAAGGAGGAGACUGAGAAAGUCCGAGCAGAAACCAAACUGGACAUCAACCUGGAGAGAAGCAGGAUCUCCGACAUGUUUACUGAACAGGAGAAGAAGCUGAUGGAGGCCACGUCAGAGUUCCAUCACAAGAAAGCUGACCUGGAAAACGACAACAUGGAGGUCAACAAGAAGAUCGACCUGCAGGUGGCGUCGCUCAAAACGGUGCUGGAGUCGCUCAAACUGGAGACAGUUCGCUACCUGGCAGCGACCGUCUUCUCCUGCCUCGCCAUCGCUCUGGGAGUCUACCGGCUGUGGAGGUGAAGGAUCCACAUCAGAACUACGCCAUAAAGCUAAAAUAAAACUCUGAUUUCACAGAAAAAGUACAAGAACAACGAUGUAAAAAUAAAAGCACAGACCUUCUAUCAGCAUGAUCUACUUAAAGUAUACAAGGCAAAAGGGCUCUUUAUGUAGAAAAACGGAAGUAAAAACAGAAGCACUACUCCAAAAUACAUAGUUACUCUAGUACUCUAUGUAAGUACACUAUAUGCUUUUAAAUUUUAGAUGUGGAAGAAGUAGUAUUUGCUUAAAGUACAACAGUGUAAAAAUCCUCUAAACAGCGUCAUAUCUUUAAUGUAUCAGCAGAUCAUAAUUUACUUGAUAAUACUCAAGUACUUGCUUUUUUGAGUACAUGCGCAUAUUAAAUAUCUGUGAAAAUAUUUCAUUUUAAUGAAGUGACCCGUUAAGAACAAUGUGUUUUGGUUAGAUUUUUAAAAUAAUUGUACUUUGUAAAUUUUUUUAAGUUGUUUUUAAUAAAGUAUUUUAUUUAAUCUGA
Messenger RNA from Amphiprion ocellaris (clown anemonefish), 1334 nucleotides. RefSeq names its product coiled-coil domain containing 90B (gene ccdc90b). Bases 107 to 823 code for a protein of 238 amino acids. Lineage: Eukaryota; Metazoa; Chordata; Actinopteri; Pomacentridae. The record is from RefSeq and is a predicted model, not a curated record. The transcript is spliced from 9 exons. Gene Ontology annotation, cellular component: mitochondrion.